Octopus sinensis (East Asian common octopus) is the source of this 2013-nucleotide messenger RNA. Its product is annotated as guanine nucleotide-binding protein G(q) subunit alpha. The record is from RefSeq and is a predicted model, not a curated record. Bases 733 to 1794 code for a protein of 353 amino acids. NCBI's taxonomy places the organism in Eukaryota, Metazoa, Mollusca, Cephalopoda, Octopoda, Octopodidae. The transcript is spliced from 9 exons. Gene Ontology annotation, cellular component: heterotrimeric G-protein complex. Gene Ontology annotation, biological process: adenylate cyclase-modulating G protein-coupled receptor signaling pathway. Gene Ontology annotation, molecular function: G protein-coupled receptor binding; guanyl nucleotide binding; GTPase activity.
CUUGAUUUCGUGUCGACAGGAGUGGAUAAAUGACACAAAUUGGUCGAUUAAAAAAAUCGCUUGAUCCUCAGCAUUUCAGUAUCGAUUAACUUUAAAUUCGGUAGGUACAGCGAUAAUCCUCAAGCUGUAGAUGAUCCAUCUAGCAUCGAGUCAGAAUCCUAUAUAGGCAGUUGUCUAUACGGCAGAAGUAAGAACUGUAGCUUCUAUAAGCAGGCUGUUUCUUGGCCGAGUUGGUUGGCGAGGAGGAUAGGGGCAAAGAAUAUUUUCACAUCAUACAAGUAAUUUGUAAGACACUGGGGGGAAAAAGAAGGACCAUUCGGUCGACAGCUUGGUUUUCUUGUGGGGGUUUCGAGGGGAACGUUUCUUACACGUAUUCAGGAAGGAAGAGUCGUUCUUUUUGGACUAACAGGAGUGCAAGUUAAAGCUAUUUUUCAGAUAUACCGUGGCUUCCCUGCUUUCAACCUACCCAAGUUGGCCAAGUGAGUGAGUGAGCGAGCGAGACACGGCGGCGGCACCCCCCGACUUGGAGCAAAAACAACCCCCCUUCGGAAAAAAAAAAAAACCAAAACCAAAAAAAAACAAACAAACCCGAAAACCAAAGGAAACAAAAACAACAAAAAAAAAUAAAUAAAUCGGAGAAAAAAAAAAGAGAGAGAGAGAGAGAUAGAAAGAGAGGCAGAGAGAGGUAGAGAGAGAGAGAGAUAUUGCAGCUCUGACGGCUAGCGAAGGAACAUGGCGUGCUGUCUUAGCGAGGAGGCAAAGGAGCAAAAAAGAAUCAACCAGGAAAUAGAGAGGCAACUCCGCAGGGAUAAACGAGAUGCUCGUAGGGAACUCAAGCUUCUCUUACUUGGGACUGGUGAGUCUGGAAAGAGUACAUUUAUCAAGCAGAUGAGAAUUAUCCAUGGUGCUGGGUACUCUGAAGAAGACAGAAAAGGCUUUGAGAAAAUUGUUUACCAAAAUAUUUUUUCAGCCAUACAGACUCUUAUAGCUGCAAUGGAAACAUUGUCUCUAGAAUAUAAGACUUCUGGCAAUAAUGAAAAUGCUGAAUUCAUAAAUUCUAUAGAUGCCGAUUCAGCUGAUACUUUUGACCAGUCACAUGUUGAUGCAAUAAAGUCUCUCUGGACAGAUGAAGGAAUGCAGGAGUGUUACGAUAGACGAAGAGAAUACCAACUCACAGAUUCAGCUAAAUAUUACCUAGAUGAUAUUGAUCGUAUCCAUGAACCUGGGUAUAUCCCAACAUUACAAGAUAUUCUUCGAGUGCGAGUACCGACAACUGGUAUUAUAGAAUAUCCUUUUGAUUUGGAUAGUAUAAUUUUUAGAAUGGUUGAUGUUGGUGGGCAGCGAUCAGAGAGACGAAAGUGGAUUCAUUGCUUUGAAAAUGUUACGUCCAUCAUGUUUUUAGUAGCCUUAAGUGAAUAUGAUCAGGUCCUGGUGGAAUCAGAUAAUGAGAACCGAAUGGAAGAAUCAAAAGCUUUGUUCCGGACAAUUAUUACUUAUCCAUGGUUUCAAAACUCCUCGGUUAUUCUCUUUUUAAAUAAGAAAGAUUUGUUAGAGGAAAAAAUCAUGACAUCUCAUCUUGCUGAUUAUUUUCCUGACUAUGAUGGGCCCAAGUGUGAUUAUAUGGCUGCCCGAGAGUACAUGAUGAAUUGUUACAUGGACCUCAAUGAAGAUAAGGAAAAAAUGCUUUAUUACCAUUAUACUUGUGCAACAGAUACUGAAAACAUCAGAUUCGUCUUUGCAGCUGUAAAGGAUACUAUCUUGCAAUUAAAUUUGAAGGAGUACAAUUUGGUCUGAUUGGCAGAUGUAUGGGAGCGCUUCUUGCGCCAACAGGCUGACGAUGGCCGGCCAUCAUGCCUACUGCUACUCCUCUUCAGCAGCGGCUUUUUGUAAAAGUGUCCUUGUCAUUGAUAAUGACUAAACGCAUUUGAAAACUAAAAUCAAAGGUCGUUGUUGUUGUAAACAACAAUUUAUAUGCCAAACUUUAAUUCCCCUGCCUCGCAUUAAACACUGAGG